This is a messenger RNA of Mizuhopecten yessoensis (Yesso scallop), 989 nucleotides long. RefSeq lists its product as uncharacterized. Gene Ontology annotation, molecular function: sequence-specific DNA binding. The record is from RefSeq and is a predicted model, not a curated record. Lineage: Eukaryota; Metazoa; Mollusca; Bivalvia; Pectinida; Pectinidae. The transcript is spliced from 5 exons. The coding region runs from base 156 to 878 and encodes 240 amino acids.
GUAGCAGCGGUGACCCAAACUCAGGUAAGCUCGGGUAGCCAUUACGAAACACUAUCAAAACAUCUUCGUCAUGUCCGUGAUUUACAAAGAAAACACGCCGGUAUCUCGCUGUGGUCGACGUUGUGUUGCAGGAGGAUGCUUCAAUACUACUAUCAAUGGAGUUUCCAUGCAUACUUUUCCUGCAAAGAGACUUGAUAUUCACCGACAAUGGGUUGCUUUUGUGUCAGAGAAGAAAACGCAAAGAUUGGGAGCCGACUCGUCACACAGUGUUGUGCAGUGCCCACUUCGAGGAAGAUUGUUUUCCACUGAAAUUCCGGUUAGGACUGUUAGAAUCAAGUGGGAAGACUGUGAAGUCCUCUUCACUAGAAGAAGAUGCCGUCCCUACUAUUUUCAAUACUACAACGACACCGACAAUGUCGACACCGACCAUGCUGACACCUCGUGGGAAACGUCCCUCAAGCCCCGAGACUGAUUUGACAACACCGAAGACUGUGAAAAGGCCUAGGUCGGCAUUCGUUAAAAGGGACAUCCAACGUUUGAUCAGAGAGUAUGAAGAACGUGAGCCAGAAGAUGCUUCAUGUCCACAGGCACCGACACAUAUUGAAGCAGAUGACCUAAGCUCAAGUAUGGAGGUAACUGUUGUCUCAGUGGAGCCUAAAACUAAGUCUGUGGCUUCACAGAAGAGUUUAAGUCGGCCAUCACAAAGAUCCCACUACACACAAACAAGAUAUAAAGGAAAGGAUAAAGAUUGUUGCUGGCUGCACUGCACUUCAAUGAGAAAGUUUCGAGAGAACAGGCGUCACUUCAAAAUGGUGAAAAGAGAUACAGAAUCACAUUCCCCAAGCAAAAGAAUGGUGACUACACAGUUCGACAAGUGAGAACAGAGUGCACCUUCAAUUAUGUUACAGAUUUGAUGAAAGCAACCAAGGAACGGGUGAAACUUUUACAGAUUCCCAAUUGCGAGGUUGUUGGAGAAUCGCCACCACCGC